This is a messenger RNA of Mya arenaria, 4981 nucleotides long. Its product is annotated as chromodomain-helicase-DNA-binding protein Mi-2 homolog. Gene Ontology annotation, molecular function: ATP binding; ATP hydrolysis activity; DNA binding. Lineage: Eukaryota; Metazoa; Mollusca; Bivalvia; Myida; Myidae. The transcript is spliced from 32 exons. Gene Ontology annotation, biological process: chromatin remodeling; negative regulation of transcription by RNA polymerase II. The record is from RefSeq and is a predicted model, not a curated record. Gene Ontology annotation, cellular component: nucleus; chromatin. Bases 101 to 4969 code for a protein of 1622 amino acids.
ACGCGCCUUUGAUCAGUCGAGGAUUCUGCAUUAGAGGUGCAAUUAAUGACAAAAUAACAGUGUUUUGAAUGAAUUUUAUUUAAAUUCGCUGUAGAUUAAAAUGGCUAGUUACGAUAGAAGUGACGAAGAAAUAAUGGAGGAGAAUAUGGAAGUUGAAGGCGCUGAAGAUGACGUUGAAGAUGAUGACGCUGAAAAGAAAGGAAAGAAAAGAAAAAAGAAAGAUGGCAGUGGGAAGAAGAAAAAGAAGAAGAAGAAGCAUCACCAUGAUGACGAUGGCUCGGAUGGUGAGAAACACAAGAAAAAGAAGAAAGAUAAAGGCAUGGCAGAUCUUGGAACACCUCGAGACAGACCAAGGCCAGGACAGGAAACAUCAGCAGAUAUUGCUGCCAAGUUUGGCCUAGCCAACAUUGAGCUGGAAUACACAGCUGAAGAUUUUGAGGCCCUAACAAACUACAAGCUGUUCAGAGAACAUAUUCAACCGCUACUGGUUGAUCAGAACCCCAAAGCGGCACAGGCCAAGCUGAUAAACCUUAUAGCAGCCAAAUGGCGGGAGUUUGCCCAGGCAGCUGGUCAAUACAAGAAGAAUAAACUCGGGGUGGUAAGCCCAACUACUGAUGGUACCGAGAAACACAUACCUGCAGAGCCCGAGACGCCCGUACAGGCAAAGGAGUCAGAUGAAGACACUGCAGAAGACUAUUACACUGAGGAGAAAGCCAGCACAGGCAAGAAAAAACGGGGUCGAAAACCUAAGGAGCCAAAAAUUGAACCUGAAGAAGAGAUCGAAGAAGAAGUUGAAAAUGAGGAGUAUGUUGAGGAGAAACCUAAACGACGUAGGGCAGCUAAGAAAUCCAAAAAAGCUUUGGAUGCUAUGGAGGAAGAAGAUUUUGAAGAAGAAGAAUACGUUGAGCUCGGUGCCAAAGGGAAGAAGAAGCGGGGCAGUGCUGGUAAAAAGAAGAAAGGGGCUGACUAUGAUGACGUGGAGGAGGAAGAGGAUGAGGACUCUUACAUGGAUGCCAAGAGUAGUGGUAAGAAGAAGAAGGGGAAGUCUGUGGCUCCAAUCAAGAUCAAGCUGUCUACAAAGAAGAAGCGCCGAAGAAAGGGGAGUAGUGAUGACGGUGAUGGUGGUGGCAACAACACCUCUGACGAGGAGUUUGAACGGCAACUAGAAGAAGCUAGUCUGAUUGCCGAACAGGAGAGAGAGGAAAAGCCGAAGCGUGUAAAGAAGGGAAAGAAAGCCGGCAAGGGCAAGAAACGUUUGAAGCUGAGUCGCUCUUUUGGAGGGGAGGAAGAUGGUUAUGAGACAGAACACCAGGAUUACUGCGAGGUGUGCCAGCAGGGAGGGGAAAUCAUCCUGUGUGACACCUGUCCCCGGGCUUACCAUCUUGUGUGUCUUGAGCCCGAAUUGGAGGAAGCCCCGGAGGGAAAAUGGUCCUGCCCUCACUGCGAAACUGAAGGUCCCGCCAUCCCAGAGGUUGAAGAUGACGACCACAAUGAGUUUUGUCGCGUUUGCAAAGACGGUGGAGAGCUGAUGUGUUGUGACAGAUGUCCCUCAUCUUACCACCCCCACUGUCUCAACCCCCCAAAGAAAGAGGUUCCCAAAGGGGAGUGGAUAUGUCCCAGGUGUUCAUGCCCGCCAAUGAAGGCAAAGGUGGCCAAGGUCCUGACGUGGAAGUGGACGGAGCCCCCGGAGCCGGAGAAAAAGAUGGAGGAGAUGGACCACACCCAUGAACAUCACCUCGAGCCCAAGUCAACACCGGAUCACAAGCCGGAGAGGGAGUUCUUUGUGCGGUAUGUGGGGCUGUCUUUCUGGCACUGUGAGUGGAUCUCAGAACUUCAGUUGGAUGUAUACCAAUCAGCUCUUAUCCGGAUGUACAUGCGUAAAAAUGACAUGGAUGAACCCCCGCCGUUAGAGGACGGUAGUAGUUGGGGAAAUAAGGAGAAGCGCAAACACGCUGCUGAUCAGGACACAGAUAACCUUGAAGAUAGAUUCUACAAGUACGGUGUGCGGCCUGAGUGGCUCCAGAUACAUAGGAUUAUCAACCACAGAGUUGAACACGGUCAGACUAGUUAUUUGGUAAAAUGGAGAGACCUAAACUACGAUAUGGCAACAUGGGAGCCCGAAGACAGUGAAGUGCCCGAUUUCAAAGCUUCAAUAGAUUACUAUGACAACCUCAGGAGGGUGAUGUUGGGUGGUCCGGCGGAAGAGAAGCCGCGUAAGAAGAAGGGCAAGAAGAAGAAAGGGGAGGAAGAAGGCGUGGAUUCUCCUCGACCUAUGGGCAUGCCGCCUGCAUAUCCAGUCACUGAUAUGCGUAAGCAGCUACCUGAUGACCCAGAUUACCUUAAACAAACUGGUGGCAAACUACACCCGUACCAGCUGGAGGGCCUCAACUGGCUGAGAUACUCCUGGGCCAACCACACAGACACCAUCUUGGCUGAUGAAAUGGGCCUCGGAAAGACUAUUCAGACCAUCUCAUUCCUUUCUUCCUUGUAUAAUGAAGGCCACUGUAAAGGUCCGUUCCUGGUGUCGGCACCACUGUCAACCAUUAUCAACUGGGAGAGAGAGUUUGAGUUCUGGGCUCCUAAUCUUUAUGUGGUCACAUACACAGGAGACAAAGACUGCCGUGCAGUCAUAAGAGAAAAUGAAUUUUCAUUUGAUGAGGGAGCUGUACGUACAAUAGGCGGUAAAGCUUCGAAAAUGAAGCAGGGUAGCAGUGUGAAAUUCCACGUCCUUCUGACGUCGUACGAGUUGAUCAGUAUUGAUACAGCGACCCUUGGAUCUAUAGACUGGGCAGUCUUAGUUGUGGAUGAGGCUCAUAGGCUGAAGAAUAACCAGUCUAAGUUUUUCCGUAUCCUGUCCAACUACCACAUUGCGUACAAGCUGCUACUGACAGGGACCCCACUACAGAACAACCUUGAAGAGUUGUUCCAUCUGCUCAAUUUCAUGUCUCCGGAUAACUUCAAUGAUCUACAGCACUUCCAGAGUGAGUUUGCGGACAUUUCCAAGGACGAUCAAGUUAGGAAACUCCACGACAUGCUGGGCCCUCACUUGCUGCGUCGUCUGAAGGCUGAUGUACUCAAGGGAAUGCCCGGCAAGAGUGAAUUCAUUGUCAGAGUGGAGCUUAGCCCUAUGCAAAAGAAAUACUACAAAUAUAUUCUGACACGUAACUUCUCAGCCCUAAACAUCAAGGGUGGUAAUUCUGUUUCCCUGCUCAACAUCAUGAUGGACUUGAAGAAAUGCUGUAAUCAUCCGUACCUCUUCCCAACUGCACAACAGGAGGCUCCUCGCACGCACAAUAAUGCAUAUGAAGGCACAGCCUUGACGAAGGCGUCUGGCAAGUUGAUUUUGGUAUCCAAAAUGAUGAGUAAGCUGAAAGAGGACGGGCAUAGAGUACUUAUAUUCUCACAGAUGACAAAGAUGUUGGAUAUUCUUGAAGAUUUCUUGGAACACGAGGGUUACAAAUACGAGCGUAUUGAUGGCGCUAUUACGGGAUCUCAGAGACAAGACGCCAUUGACAGGUUUAAUGCUCCUGGAGCAGAACAGUUUGCAUUCCUGUUAUCCACAAGAUCUGGUGGUCUGGGCAUCAACCUGGCUACAGCCGACACCGUCAUCAUUUACGAUUCUGAUUGGAACCCUCACAAUGACAUACAGGCAUUCAGUAGAGCCCACAGGAUUGGUCAGGCAAACAAGGUACUCAUCUAUCGGUUCGUGACGAGGAAUUCAGUGGAAGAGAGAAUCACACAGGUAGCAAAGAAAAAGAUGAUGUUGCAGCAUUUAGUGGUACGACCAGGAGUUGGCAACAAGACAACUUCCAUGUCUAAACAAGAGCUGGAUGAUAUCUUGAAAUUUGGAACAGAAGAACUGUUUAAAGAAGUGGAGGGUGAUGAUGACGAAGAAAAGCGUAUUGUGUACACUGACGAAGCUAUCUCACAGCUUCUGGAUAGAUCUAAAGAAGCCCAGGAAGAAAAGGAAAUAGCUAUGAAUGAUUACUUUGACUCAUUCAAGGUGGCUGCCUACAAUGUCAAGGAGGGCGAAAGUGAUGAGGAGGAACAAGAGACAGAAGUGUUGAAACAGGAGGCAGAGCAUGCUGACCCCGCCUACUGGGAGAAAUUGCUCCGUCACCACUACGAGCAGCAGCAGGAGGAUCUUGCCCGAACCCUUGGAAAGGGCAAACGAGUCAGGAAACAGGUGAACUAUAACGAUGCCACCCUUGGAACUCAGGACGACGUUGCUUGGAAGGAGACCAUGUCGGAUUAUGAUUCCGACUUCAGCCAUAAUGGGGAGAAUGAGGAUGAUGAUGACGAAGAAUUCUUAGGGGAGGGCCAGAAAGACGGAGCUGGCCGAAGCAAGCGCUCCGAGCGUCGUGAGAGAGACAGACCAUUACCACCACUGCUGGCCAGGGUUAAUGGACAGAUUGAGGUCCUGGGAUUCAAUGCGAGACAAAGGAAAGCCUUCCUGAACGCUGUCAUGAGAUACGGCAUGCCCCCACAGGAUGCAUUUAACUCUCAAUGGUUGGUUCGAGAUCUGCGAGGCAAGUCAGAGAAAGUAUUCAGGGCUUACGUAUCCCUGUUUAUGCGCCACCUGUGUGAACCAGGAGCCGACAAUGCGGAGACAUUCGCUGACGGUGUUCCCAGAGAGGGGCUGUCACGGCAACAUGUACUUACUAGGAUUGGGAUCAUGUCAUUGGUCAGGAAAAAGGUACAAGAGUUUGAAGCUAUCAAUGGGAUCAACAGUAUGCCAUAUGUGAAAGCCACAGAGGCGGUUGAGAAAACAAAAGAAGAGAAAGACUCAGCUGCCCCCUCUCCUGCUCCUAACGCAGAGACCAAAGAAGGGGAAAAGGUGGAAAAUGAUAAGAUGGAAACUGAGGAUACUCAGAAGGCUGCUGAAGAUGGAGAGAAAAAGGCUGAUGGUGCUGAGAGUACAAUGGAGCUGGUGAUGGCAAGAAAGAUGAAGCGGAAAGUGGGAAAUUAGAAGAUGGAAAAU